Messenger RNA from Struthio camelus australis, 2912 nucleotides. Lineage: Eukaryota; Metazoa; Chordata; Aves; Struthioniformes; Struthionidae. The record is from RefSeq and is a predicted model, not a curated record.
AUGAAGAACGGAGGAAGCAAUGAUCGCAGGACUCUUCUUCUAGGGAUUAUUUUGCUACCACUCCGCGCCACGUGCAUUGCAUUCAUUUUACUGCUAGCAUGGGUAUUUGCAUCCAUUGCAACUUUCCGUCACCCUGGAAAAGGAUCUGUACCACUUAAGGGAUGGAGAAGGAGGAUGAUCCAGACAGUGCUUUCAUGCCUAACUCGCACCAUGUUCUUCAUAAUGGGUUUCCGAGUUAAAGUGAAAGGGAAAAUAGCAAGUCCACUGGAAGCCCCAAUCUUUGUUGCAGCUCCUCAUUCAAGCUUUUUCGAUGCCAUCAUUUCUGCCCUAACGGGAAUGCCGUCAAUGGUGUCUAGGGCAGAAAACCUGUCAGCUCCGCUAUUUGGCACAAUUUUAAGUUCCCUUCAGCCUGUAUCAGUGUCACGUCAAGACCCCGAUUCACGAAAGAAUACAGUCACUGAGAUAACUAACCGGGCGGUGUCAGGAGGCCAGUGGCCGCAGAUACUGAUUUUCCCAGAAGGCACCUGCACAAACCGAUCUUGUCUGAUCACCUUUAAACAAGGUGCCUUCGUUCCACGAGUUCCUGUGCAACCUGUGCUGCUCCGAUACCCCAACAAGCUGGAUACUGUGACCUGGACAUGGCAGGGCUAUUCAUUCAAAGAGCUGUGCAUAAUGACGCUGUGUCAGCCCUUCACAAGAGUAGAAGUUGAGUUUCUGCCUGUUCACGUUCCUACUGAGGAAGAAAAAAAUGAUCCAAUUCUCUUUGCCAACAGAGUCCGACAAACCAUGGCAACUGCUUUGAACGUGCCAGUGACCGAUCAUACUUUUGAAGAUUGCAGACUGAUGAUCUCGGCAGGACAGCUGACUUUACCCAUGGAAGCUGGGCUGGUGGAGUUCACCAAAAUCAGCAAGAAACUCAACCUAAAAUGGAAUCAUGUCAGAGAGCAGCUGGAUACCUUUGCUGCUAUUGCAAGUGCCUCCAAAGGGGGAAGAAUUGGAAUUGAGGAGUUUGCAGAGUACUUGAAGCUGCCUAUUUCUGAUGUCCUCAAAGAGCUGUUUCUGCUCUUCGACAGGAAUGGAGAUGGCACCAUCGACUUCAGAGAGUAUGUGAUUGGUUUGUCUAUUCUUUGUAACCCAGCCAACACAGAAGAGACUAUUCGGAUGGCAUUUAAGCUCUUUGACAUGGACGAUGAUGGCACUAUAACAGAAGAUGAGUUUGCUUGUAUCAUUCAGUCAGCUCUGGGCGUGCCUGAGCUUGAUGUUUCUAAACUCUUUAAAGAAAUAGAUGCAGAUGAAACUGGGAAGCUCUCCUAUGAUGAGUUUAAGGACUUUGCGCUCAAGCAUCCAGAAUAUGCCAAGUUGUUUACUACAUACCUAGAGCUACAGAGAUGCCAGUUCCCUAUGCCGGAGGAGGGUGACAUUCAGUCACCUGAAGCCAAACACACUCCAGUUAGGAAGAGUACAGCCCCAGGCUCAGAAACAACACCAACUGCAAGAAAUAAAGUCCAUCCUGAAGGCAAUGAGGAGGACAACUCUGGUACCUCAGACAAGAAGGAUGACUGAGAACAGUCAAAUAAUUCAGUUCUUGAAUUAUACAAGAAAGUUUUUGCCUAGCUAUUCAUAAGCACAAUUGAUAAAAAACUGAAGUGAAAGUUACAAUUCCAAAAAUUGUUUAGUUUUCUGUACUUUCAUAUCAGGCUGAAGAGGAAUUGUUUCUGUAUUAAUCUAAGGGAAAUAACACUGUAACUAUUCUAUUCCUGAUGUUGGCAUCGCACAACUGGGAACGUUGCUCGCUGUCCUCCAAGUUUAUGCUUCCAAACAAGUAAGAGAUGUGGUAAGAGGGGUAACCAGCUUCAGCACUGAAAUAGUGUCUCAGAGUAGAGACUGAGGAGUCCCCUUGUGUAAAAACAGGUGGAAUUGUUGGUGCUGCUCAAUUCCUCUUAGAGUCCCUAACAUGUCUGAAGGGAAAAAAAAUGCCAGACUGUUUUAAUUUGCAAAUAUCGUGAGCCUUUCUGAAGCUUCAGAGAGACAGAAAUGAGUUUACAAGAAGCUGAGAGCUGAAGCUGGUGUUUUCUUUUAGCUGUCCUAAGAUUUCCCUUAACUGCUUGUGAAUUAUCAAGCCUAAGCUUCUGAACAGGACAUGCUGAUUCACUGAUGUUAACAGGCUUUAGGCUCAAAGGACAGUUAAAUAUGGAACUGGCUCUAUUUCUAAAAACAAAAACUAAUUGGAAUUCCAACAUAGCUCUUGGCUUCUACAGGAAAAUGCAGACAAUAAGACCCAAGAAUUAAUGCACUGUUUCAAAAUAAAUAGAAUGUCGUUUACAAUAAUAACUGUUCAGGAUCAUGUCAGGAGGAACAUUACAAACUUCAGCAAAUUUGUAUUCUAGUAGUUAUCAACAGAGGAAUGUGACCUUGCUCUGGAGAACGUAAAAGUUAAACACGCUGUCAAGCCAUAGUUCUAGUAGUUAGUAUCUACUCUAAAAUGGUCUCCUAGAAACCAUAUUUGCAUUACUGUGCCAUUACUCAAUGUGUUCUUAAGGUCUGAUUCAAAAAAAGCUCAUUUCAGUCAGUGAUUGAGUGUGUUUUGCCUCAGUCCUCUCUAGUGCACUGGAUAUUGACCUUUACCUUUUUCUGUCCUUCAUGAGAAUGCACUUUAUACAGUAAUUUUAAAUAUUAGGUAUUUAUGCAAAUAACUUCUUAAGUAAAGACUUGGGAGGGGUAGAAUGAUAGGGUAUUUUCAAAUUAAAACUGAGAGGGGCAAAGUCUAGAAUGUCUGGUACCAAAAAGAACCAAUUUUCAGCUUGUUUUCAUAUGUGACUCUGGCCUUUGAAUUACUGCAUUUUCUGGUUGCAAGCGCAUUGCUAUGUUUAAUAUAUCCUGUGUUUAUAGUUGUGCCUAUCCUGAUGUUUCAU